AUGGGUUUGCUGUGCAUACCCAUAAUAUUAUCAAGAGUUGUUCCAACCUUGCUCCUGAUUUGUUGUGGGUUCUUUGUUUCUCAAGCUCGUGGGGUGAGAACCCCGCAACCCGAGAGGUCUCUUCCCUUCAUUUGGCCUCUGCCUAAACAAUUCAGCUUCGGCAAUGAGACUCUUUCUCUUGACCCUGCAUUCUCUCUCUCUGGCAACGGUGCUGCCUCUCCCAUUGUUCGAGAUGCUUUUGAAAGAUACAAAGGGAUCGUGUUCAAGAAUGGUGAUAGGUUCAGUUUUCUCAGAACACUGAGGCCUGUCUAUGAUAUUACCAAAUUGAGCAUCACUGUUCAUUCCAAGAGUGAUGAGCUUCAACUUGGAGUGGAUGAAAGCUACAUUUUGACAGUUUCAACAGCCAAUUUGCUUUCUGGUGCUGGUCUCACAAUUGAGGCAAAUACUGUUUUUGGUGCAUUGCGUGGAUUAGAGGAAGCACUACCUCAUACAUUCAGCCAGUUGUGUUCUUUUGAUUAUACCACUAAAAAUGUACAAAUACACAAGGCACCUUGGUCCAUCCGAGAUAAACCUAGAUUUCAAUACCGUGGGCUUAUGUUGGAUACAGCAAGGCACUAUUUACCGGUUAUUGUAAUUAAGCAGAUAAUUGAAUCUAUGUCCUAUGCUAAACUUAAUGUUCUACAUUGGCACAUCAUAGACGAGCAAUCAUUUCCUUUUGAAGUACCUACUUAUCCAAAUUUGUGGAAAGGUUCAUACUCAAAUUGGGAGCGUUACACGAUAGAGGAUGCACAUGAAAUUGUCAACUUUUCCAAAAUGAGAGGCAUAAAUGUGAUGGCGGAAGUGGAUGUCCCUGGUCAUGCAGCAUCAUGGGGUGUUGGAUAUCCUGAUCUUUGGCCAUCACCCUCCUGUAAUCAGCCACUAGAUGUUUCGAAGAAGUUUACUUUUGAUGUCCUGUCUGGUAUUCUAACAGAUAUGAGAAAAAUAUUCCCAUUUGAACUAUUUCACUUAGGGGGUGAUGAAGUGAAUACAGAUUGCUGGACUAAUACUUCUGCAGUGCAUAAAUGGCUUCAGAAGAAGAACAUGACCGCUGAAGAUGCCUAUGAAUACUUUGUAGUAAAGGCUCAAAACAUAGCUCUUACGAAAAAUUGGAGCCCCGUAAACUGGGAAGAAACCUUCAAUACUUUUCCAACUAAGCUCCAUCCGCAGACUGUAGUGCAUAACUGGUUGGGUCCUGGGGUUUGUCCAAAGGCUGUUGCAAAAGGUUUCAGGUGUAUUUUCAGUAACCAAGGUGCAUGGUAUCUUGACCAUCUAAAUGUACCUUGGGAAGUUGUCUAUGCUGCGGAACCACUAGAAGGAAUUCACAAAGCUUCUGAGCAAAAACUUGUUCUUGGAGGAGAAGUCUGUAUGUGGGGCGAAACAGCUGAUACUUCAGACAUUCAGCAAACAAUAUGGCCUCGCGCAGCAGCAGCAGCAGGAUUCAGAGUAUGUUAUGGAAAAAUUGGAAAAGAUGGUAGGAUUGAGAAAUGUGGUUGCUGGAUUCGAUCAUGCAAAAUUAACAAUUACUUGUUUCCCACAGAACGCUUGUGGAGUCCUAGAGAUUAUACUUCAGGACAUGCUAGCGAGAUUGCCUUGCAAAGGUUGCAAUACUUCAGAUGUCUCUUGAAUAGACGUGGGGUUGCAGCUGCUCCUGUCACAAAUUAUAAUGCUAGAACUGCUCCUAUUGGUCCAGGCUCAUGCUUUGUUCAGUAA
Molecule: messenger RNA, 1749 nt
Organism: Sphenostylis stenocarpa
Lineage: Eukaryota; Viridiplantae; Streptophyta; Magnoliopsida; Fabales; Fabaceae
Source: the annotation of a GenBank genome assembly